Molecule: messenger RNA, 2133 nt
Organism: Eutrema salsugineum
Lineage: Eukaryota; Viridiplantae; Streptophyta; Magnoliopsida; Brassicales; Brassicaceae
Product: probable receptor-like protein kinase At1g49730
Exons: 9
Coding region: 82-2046 (654 amino acids)
Biological process (GO): protein phosphorylation
Molecular function (GO): ATP binding; protein kinase activity
Source: RefSeq, a predicted model, not a curated record
GACUGUCAUUUUCUCAGGCGGACUUGCCAUUGACCUUUCGUAAAGUCUCUCUCUUUCUCUCCUCUGUUCUCUUCUUGGCCAAUGGCCAUGGUGGCUUAUAGGCAAGAAGCUCUCUUGCUCGCAUUCAUCGCAUUUCUUGGAAUCCAGUUGCCUUUACUCACGAAAGCAGAUUGUCCAUUGGACUUGACUUCAUCUAACUUCACUCUCGUGGCUUCCGUGUGCUCGAACAAUACCGACAGAGCCAAAUGCUGCCGCUACAUGAACGCUUUCGUUGCUGUAUCUGUGGCCCGUUAUGCUAACUACACAACAGAUCUUGGAGUUGCAUCAGAUUUAACUGAAAUCUGCAUUACUUCCAUCUCUAGAACCAUGGAGCUGUAUGGAAUCCCAACGAAUGCAACUGUCUUCUGUGGAUUAGGGACCAAGAUUCUGGUUAACUAUGACUGUGAGGGUCUGACCACUGUAACGCAAAUGCUUCAGUCCCCAAAGUUUGGAGAUGUUUCUAGAAACUGCAAACUCCCGCUUUCACCGGGUGAUCAGUGCAAGAACUGCUUGAAUUCCGGUAUCACCUACCUUCGUAGUCUCGUGGAUACAGGAAAUAACAUCAAACUGAGUACUUGUCGAGAUGCAACCUAUGCUGCAUUAGCAAGCCGGGUUGACAAUUCAUCGGCCCUUGAACUCGCUAGCUGCUUCUAUAAUGUGGCUGAGCUAAGCGUUGCUCCAGACUCGUCUCCAUCGUCGCUGAGCCCAGAAGCUUCUCCAAGUCCAAGCAGCAAUGAUCUUGGUUUGUCUCCAAGUGAAAAUGACCAUGCAUAUCACUUGACAAUGGUUCCGACAAUUGGUAUCGCUGUUACAGUUUUUGCUGUUAUAAUGCUAGUAGUCCUAAUAGUUCUUAUCCAAAGGAAAAAACGGGAACUUGAUGACUCCGAGAGCAUUGAUCGUAAUCCAACAAAGACGUUUCCUUCUCCGCGCACCAAUGCCAAAAUUCUCGAAGGUUUGGCUUUUCGAAAAUUCAGCUACAGGGAGAUGAGGAAAGCAACCGAAGAUUUCAACACGGUGAUUGGCCGUGGUGGCUUUGGGACUGUUUACAAAGCUGUGUUCAGUAAUGGCUUGGUUGCAGCUGUAAAAAGGAUGAACAAGAGCUCUGAACAAGCAGAAGAUGAAUUUUGCAGAGAGAUAGAGCUUCUCGCCAGGCUGCAUCACCGCCAUCUAGUUGCUUUGAAAGGUUUUUGCAGUAAGAAGAAGGAGAGGUUCCUUGUCUACGAGUAUAUGGCUAAUGGGAGCCUGAAGGAUCAUCUACACUUACCGGAAAAACCUCCACUUAGUUGGGCAGCAAGGAUGAAAAUCGCAAUCGAUGUGGCUAAUGCUCUGGAAUACCUUCAUUUCUACUGUGACCCGCCUCUCUGUCACAGAGACAUUAAGUCAAGCAACAUAUUACUCGACGAGAAAUUUGUUGCUAAAAUUGCAGAUUUUGGCCUUGCACAUGCUUCUAGAGAUGGCUCCAUUUGUUUUGAACCUGUUAAUACUGAUAUCCGCGGAACUCCAGGCUAUGUAGAUCCGGAGUACGUUGUAACACAAGAACUGACAGAGAAGAGCGACGUGUACAGCUACGGAGUGGUGUUGCUAGAGAUCAUAACAGGGAGAAGAGCUGUGGAUGAAGGUAGGAACCUGGUAGAAAUGUGUCAGCGGUUGUUGGUAUCAGAAUCAAGACGCAUAGAACUGGUGGACCCGAGAAUCAAAGACCGCAUAGAUGGAGAACAGCUCGAAACAGUUGUGGCGGUUGUGAGAUGGUGCACAGAGAGAGAAGGCGUGGCUAGGCCAUCGAUCAAGCAAGUCCUGAGGCUGUUGUGUGAAAGCUGUGAUCCGUUGCAUCUCGGGCUUGCAAUGGCAGUGGAGGAGGACAAAGGCCGGUCGCUGAGAGGUGACUCAAGUUUCGAUAUCAGGGGAUUGGCUUCUUCCUCUAGUAAUACUUCAAGGUCGCAUUGUAGUCGGAGCUUUCUGCUUGAGACUGGCUCUCCUCACUCUCCACCAAAUGGUCUCUCUUUCUGAGUCAAGUCACUUCUAAAAAUUUGACUGUUUUUGUUGAUCAAACUGGCUUUCUAAUUGCAAUUUUGGAAGAUAAAUAUGUUUUUAUAA